This is a messenger RNA of Aspergillus ochraceoroseus IBT 24754, 3858 nucleotides long. It is a transcript of the gene pan2n2, whose product is annotated as poly(A)-specific ribonuclease. Lineage: Eukaryota; Fungi; Ascomycota; Eurotiomycetes; Eurotiales; Aspergillaceae. The transcript has 4 exons. Gene Ontology annotation, cellular component: P-body; PAN complex. The coding region runs from base 176 to 3673 and encodes 1165 amino acids. The record is from RefSeq and is a predicted model, not a curated record. Gene Ontology annotation, biological process: mRNA processing; nuclear-transcribed mRNA poly(A) tail shortening. Gene Ontology annotation, molecular function: poly(A)-specific ribonuclease activity; nucleic acid binding; protein binding.
CCCCCCCCCCCCCCCCCCGCGCCGCACCUUUGCCAAACGAUGCCUGCUUUUGCUUAGCUUUCCAUAUGGGCAGAGCCAGUUUUCCUCUGAACAAUCCCACACGAGUGAAAAAUAUUGGUGUACUGGGGCACUGCUCUGGCCUGGGGUUUGGCCCAGGCGAAAUAAUACCAAUGCCAUGGAGGCUGAUUGGGAUGAAUUGUCGCGCAUCGCGCUCCCUCCUCCGAGCUCGCAUGCUAUGCCAACAAUCGCGACGACAAUAGCCUUUGAUGAUGUGAUGGAACUGUUGUGGAUAGGAAAUGAAUAUGGUCGAAUUACUUCCUUCUACGGGCCUGAACUGCAACGGUACACCUCUGUUCGAGCGCAUCCCGCCUCCGAGGGCCCGGUCCGGCAAAUAUUGUUCCAUGAGAGGGGGGUGAUAUCGCUUUCCUUGAAUAGCGUGCAUAUGAUUACGCGACGCGGCUUGACACAAUGGCAUAUUAACCAUGAGGAAAUUACGGAUCUCCGAUGUAUGAGCUUUACGGCCCAAACAAACAGAAUCAUCGUCGCAGGAUGCCAGCGCGUGAUGUUUACUAUUGAUAUUGAUAAGGGGGUGAUCAUCGACAAGUUACCCACAGAACACCACUAUGUCAUGAUGAAGAAGAGCCGGUAUCUCUGUGCCGCCACAGAUACGGGCUCUGUGAAUGCACUGAGUUUGUCUGACUUUAGUGUUGUCAAGUCCUGGAAGGCACACGGGACCGCAAUCAAUGAUAUGGAUGCGCGGAAUGAUCUUUUGGUUACAUGUGGGUUUUCCAUGAGGCAGCUUGGAUCUCCCAUCGUUGAUCCAUUGGCAAAUGUGUAUGAUUUGAAAACUUUGUCACCACUACCACCUAUCCCGUUCCAUGCUGGAGCUGCGUAUGUUCGUAUGCAUCCGAAACUACAUACGACAAGCUUCGUCGCCUCGCAAACUGGCCAAGUUCAGGUCGUCGACCUAAUGAAUCCAAACGCGAUUAAUCUUCGACAAGCAAAUGUCUCCUUUAUGUUGGGUAUCGACAUAUCUCCUUCGGGAGAAGCCCUAGCUAUUAAUGAUGCAGAAUGCUCCAUUCAUUUGUGGGGAUCGCCCGCGAAGAUUCACUUCAACGAGAUGAGUAAAGAGGUCGAGUUGGCGGAUGCUACCCCACGACCUCCCUCUUUGGACUGGUCCCCUGAGACCCCGUUGAAUAUGAGCGGUAUGCCGUAUUACCAUGAGCGCUUGCUCUCUGCAUGGCCCAGCCAUCUUGUUUUCGAAGUCGGCAGUCCGCCAGCCGCCAUAGACCAGUCACUGCUUCCCUAUCUUCGUCCGGCGGAGAUGGGGCAUUAUGCACCGAAUCCAAAGAAGGGCCGACGGUAUCAGGUUGAGAAUACUCGCGCCCUGGCGUCUUCAGAGUCCGCUCUUAUUGCGCCCAAGUUUUUGAGUGAGAAGGCAAGGGAGCAGAAUAAGACAAACCCCGAUGGCACGGCCGCCGACGCCGCCGACGCCCUUGCUGGCGCCAAGAUCAGCGGAGAGGCUGAAGACGACCCUCUCCUUAAAUAUAGCAAUGUUGAAAUCAAGUAUAGUAGAUUCGGAGUGGAUGAUUUCGACUUUAGAUUCUAUAACCAGACUACAUUUUCCGGGUUGGAAACCCAUAUCGCGAACUCUUUCACCAACUCUCUUCUGCAACUUCUCAAGUUUAUCCCCUUGGUCCGAAACAUCUCCCUCCACCAUGCAGCGAGUUCGUGUAUAGCCGAGAAUUGUCUCCUUUGCGAGAUGGGCUAUCUCUUUGAUAUGCUGGAGAAAGCAAACGGGCAAAAUUGCCAGGCGACCAAUUUACUCAAGACCUAUAGCAGCUUCCGUGAAGCUUCAAAUUUAGGGUUAUUUGAAGAGAAUCUAACCAAUAAGUCUCUGUCGUCGGCAAUUCAGUCUGUGACCAGGUUCUUCCUAAGUCAAAUUGCCCAGGAUUUCCGUAAGAUCCUGCCGAACUCGGAGGAUCUUGACCAGAGGCUGGCGACUAUUGCGUCGGAGUCUAUUCGAUGCAUGUUCUGCCAGAAUGAGAUCGUCCGACCUGGAAAUUCGCUCGCCAACGAGCUGGUCUAUCCCAAUGUUGAUAUCAAACAAGCUCGCAGAAACCCUGCGUUCCGUUUUUCGAAUAUCCUACGAGCAAGUAUCGAACGGGAGACGCAAAAUAGAGGUUGGUGUAACUACUGUCGACGGUACCAACAAGUGGCAAUUCGAAAAACUGUUCACCGCAUGCCUCUUGUUCUGAUACUGAAUGCGGCCCUGGCGACUCCAAUCUGUCGACGUCUUUGGACGAUCCCCGGCUGGCUGCCCGAGGAGAUUGGCAUUGCUCUCGACGGUGGCCAGGUCCUGUGUUUUGAAGGAGAUGAUCUAAGGGUGCGUGUUCAGGCAAAUAUGCCCGGGCUCAUGAUUUAUGAGUUGGUGGGCUUGGUUGCAGAAAUUGAUAUACCUGAACACCAAAAAGCACACCUAGUUUCUUUCAUUAAUGUCUCUGUUUCUUCUCCAGAACAUGAAACAAAGAGCAAAUGGCAUUUGUUCAAUGAUUUCCUUGUUACAGAAGUCGACAAGGAUGAGGCGUUACGUUUCAACCAACCGUGGAAAUCACCAUGUGUACUUGCAUACCAAGUCAAAGACGCUCGCCACGUUGUUGAUGACACUUGGAAAAAUUUCCUUGAUACCACCCUGCUUUUCCGCGACUGGUCUGUGAAUUGUGGUCGCCCUGUGGAAUCACGGGUGAUGCUUUCUGAGCAAGAGAAACCCACCCCCGGCACCCCGGUUGCGCUCGACACGGAGUUUGUUGAUCUCGAGAAAGCAGAAAUCAAUGUUAAAGCCGACGGCUCCCAAGAGAUUGUGCGUCCCAGCAAAAGCGGUCUCGCUAGGGUGUCAGUCCUUCGAGGCUCGGGGAUCCAAGAAGGUGUUCCAUUUAUCGAUGAUUAUAUCUCCAUUAAAGAGGCUAUUGUUGACUACGUGACUCAAUACUCGGGAAUUAAACCCGGCGAUCUGGAUCCAAGAACCAGUCAACACAAUGUGGUUCCUCUCAAAGUUGCAUACAAAAAGCUGUGGCUGCUUCUGAAUUUGGGCUGUGUUUUCGUGGGACACGGCUUGGCCUCGGAUUUCCGUAAGAUUAACAUCCAGGUCCCCAAAAAGCAGACAGUCGACACCCAAUAUCUGUUUUUCCAUCCCGGGAAGAACAGACGACUUAGCCUUCGAUAUCUAGCUUGGGCUGUGUUCAAGGAGUACAUCCAAGAAGAGUCAGCAGAUAAUAACCAGGGACACGAUUCCAUAGAAGAUGCACGCAUGGCUCUCCGUCUGUGGAAGAAGUUUCAAGAAUACGAGGACGCCGGGAUUGUGUCUCAAAUCCUGGAAGAGAUUUUCCGCGAGGGAUCCAAGUUGGGAUUCAGACCACCACCGCGCAACGGCACUGCUAUGGUGCUUUCUCGGCCCGGGACAGCAGUUACAAUGCAAAACAAUAGCGGUCGCAACACCCCUAGUACGCCUGAGGCUGGAGGAGCCACGGCGGCAGUGGCAGCCGCAGCCGCAGGAACAAGUGCACCAGCCACACCACGACAAGCAUUUAGACGAUCUAUUGCGUUGACCCCCAGCAAUGGCAGCUUUGCAGGGCCUGGGACGGGAGAUUUCUUUGGCGGUAGCCCUCUGAAAUAGGCACCCCAUUCUACCCAAGGGAUACGUCUCGACUGACGACAUCAUCAUGAGUUGCACGGAUAAGCGUACGUGAUAUGAAUUUUUUUUUUUUUUUUUUCAGUUACGCAAUAAAGAAGAGUGGCAUUUUGAUAUGCUUUGGCUUUUACCUGCUUGGUUGCAUGGGAUGGGAGUAGUAGUACCUAGGU